AUGGCUCUGCUGAAGGUUCUGCUGCUGCUGCUGGGAUUGGGUGUUUCAGUGAACUCAGAUGUUUCUCUGCAGAAGAGAAUCAUUGGAGGUCAAAACUGCCAUGACACGGAGCGUCUUUAUCAUGUUCGGCUGGAGAGCAGCAAUGGUACUCAUAUGAAGCGAUGUGGAGGAUCUCUGAUCCACCCUCAGUGGAUCCUGACUGCAGCUCACUGCUGGAAGUCAGAGCCAGGAUGGACUAAUGUAGCAAUGUUAAAAGUUCAUCCACGGACUGCUGGCGAGCAGAGACAGAUGAUCCAACAAGCUCCUGUGAUUUAUAUUAUCCACCGCCAGAAGCAUGACAUCAUGUUACUGAAACUUCAGACACCAGUAACAGAUGUCCCACUUCCUAGGCUACCAGACUGCAGGUAUCGUCUUAAAAAAGACGAUGUUGUUCAGCUGGCAGGAGAGGCAGCAACAACAGCCGGCCCCAAUAAUCAGCGAGUAAUCAAUGCUGCUAUUCCAGCACACCUUCAAUGUGUCGACAUGGAAGUUGUUGGUGUUUACCUCUUCUUGCCGUUAAGUGGGUCUAUAUUCCAUGUUAAAGCUCCGAACAAGAAUGUCUGCAAUGGCGACUCUGGUGGAGCAGCAAUGCUCGGCGACAAGAUUUAUGGUGUGAUUUCUUUUGGUGGAGUAUACUACGCAUGUCAGAGACCUGCUACAAUCUUGGAUGUGUGUGAAUACAAGGGCUGGAUUAGAAGAAAAACUGGGCUUAAAUAAACUAUCAUGAAAUAAAAUUCUCAUUAAAUUUCCUUAAACAUAUAA
Messenger RNA from Xiphophorus maculatus (southern platyfish), 801 nucleotides. Its product is annotated as cationic trypsin-like. Lineage: Eukaryota; Metazoa; Chordata; Actinopteri; Cyprinodontiformes; Poeciliidae. The transcript is spliced from 6 exons. The record is from RefSeq and is a predicted model, not a curated record. Bases 1 to 756 code for a protein of 251 amino acids. Gene Ontology annotation, biological process: proteolysis. Gene Ontology annotation, molecular function: serine-type endopeptidase activity.